Clunio marinus is the source of this 1263-nucleotide messenger RNA. The record is from the annotation of a GenBank genome assembly. Lineage: Eukaryota; Metazoa; Arthropoda; Insecta; Diptera; Chironomidae.
AUGAAAGUUAUGUUAAAGAAACCGAAUAGUCAACAAAAUCAGCAGAUAUCACGAAUACCAAAGUGUGCUAGAUGCCGUAAUCAUGGCAUUAUAAGCGGAUUACGAGGACAUAAAAAAUCUUGCACGUACAAAAAUUGUCGGUGUCCUAAGUGCGACUUAAUUUAUGAAAGACAACGGAUUAUGGCAGCUCAGGUUGCACUGAAAAGGCAACAAGCCGUUGAAGAUGCUAUCGCAUUGCGAUUGGCAUCAACUGAGAGUGGAAAAGCUUUAGAAGCGUUACCGCCGGGAAAAAUUUUCGGCAUGACGAUCACUGAGCCAAAGACAGAAACAACGAGCUCAUCAUUUUCUGAUAUCAAAAUUCCAACAGAAUCUAAUAAAAAACCUGAUUCAUCAUCAGUGUCAUCAACUUCGAAAUCUCCGCUUGUUUCUCAGAAUGCAAUUGAAAUGCUAUCAUCAUUGUUUCCACAUCGCAAGCGAUCAGUUCUUGAAUUAGUUCUCAGACGUUGUGACCUCGAUUUGCUGAGAGCGAUUGAACAAUGCAGCAAGACACAACAGCCGUCACAAAUUUAUCCACCUCAUUCUUCACCAGAUUCAAGUCCGGAAAUAAUUCAAAGCGCUUUUCGGCCGAUUAAUUCAAAUUCAUCAUCGUCAUCAUCUAUUACACCAAACUUACAUCAACUCUCAUCAAUUCCAACCCAGAAUCCAUCAAGCUACACGUCACUCAUUGCUUAUCCCAACAAAUGGUUUCUUCCAAUACCUGUAACAAUGAGUCAUCAUCAUUUGGCGAACUUCCCUCGAUGCAGUUUGGCUAAUUGUACGAUGUGUUUGCAUCAUCCUGCAGCAAUUUAAAUACUAAACAUUCGCUUUAAAUGUUGCAGUUUCCUUUCUAGAAUAAUUAUUAGGCUGUUCAGAUAUUUUGAGCUUCAAAAAAAAAUUGGCAUUUAAAUUUGGCCUACAAAUCGCGAAUUAUUGACAUAAAUGUUAGAAUUUUGGACUACUCAUAAAAAUUUCUUAACCAAAAAUGCUUGCACAGCUGAGUGUCUUUGUUAAUGUAUGUUAAUUUCAAAAACAUUUAAUUUUAUUGAAACAAUCUUUAUCUGGCUCUAUCUAGAAAAUCCUAAAAAUUAUUCAAACUUAACAUUUAAUUAUAAAAAAAUCUAAUUUAUUACCUUAUCAAGAAUCUGAAUAGCUUACAGUCGUUUUAACUUUGAGAAGAUAUGACUAGUUAAAUUAUAUUAAUUAUGCAAGAUAUUUGCAAAAUUA